GUAACAAUACGUACUCCUUUGACUAUCCAACUACACUGAUCAUUUUCAGCAGCAUGGGGAUUGUGUGUUUAGGGAUUAUACGGUCAUAACAUCAGAACAAGCAGCCAAGUGACUUGUGCCCACGACUCCCAACCAGUGGCGAACUUUAUUGUUAGGAUGACAUCAUUCUACAGCACCGAUGCAGGAGCUAUAUUUAAAGUACCAAUCGGAUGGCUGGACUCGAGUCAGGUGCUUUGCAGCAAGGGUUACACGGUGCCUGUGUAACAGAACCCACUAGUGCCGCAGAAAAAGAGGGAAAAAUCGGCGUGACUGCAGUUCGCAGCGCGGUAACGGUGACGGUGUAACCCUGAAUGAAUGAAUGAGUGAAUGAAUGAAAGAUCGGUUCCUAGCGCAAGGACGGGAAAUUCAUGAAUGAGCGUGAACAACAUACGGCGAGCGGGACAGCUGGAAGGAGCGCGGACUGCAAGUGAAUACUAAUAAAAGACGUGUCGAAAACGAAGAGGGUCGGAUUGUCCUGUAAAUUGAGCACAAAAGCGGCAUGUGAAUACCGGACGACUCGCAUUGCAAAAUAAUCAUGGGACGAGUGGGAGAAGGCCACAUUGCACUUUAGCUCUUUUUAAUGUACUGUACAUUUGUGGAGAUUUAACCGGAUCGACGUGUCCUGUGUCUCAGUACACUGGUGUGAUUGAGGAGAGUGCUAUGUCGCUGUCUACGAGGAUCAGAUAUUAAUUCAAAGGCAAUCUUCUGCUUAAAGGACUCUACAUUUUUUUCGUUAUUAUUUCUGUCAUAAGAAGACACUCUUGCUUACGUAAACAAAAGGAGAGGCAGUAACAGCUACGUUAAUUUCAUACACUCUUUACUAUGUUGUGACAUCAUGUUUGUGUGAAAUCGAAGAAAGAAAAAUCGCAGCUUUUGAAAUACAGUACUAGUGCGAUAUCCAUUUAAAGGCGCGCUUAUUAAACAACAUCAUCUGCGCACUUUAUUUAGUUCAGAGAACCAGAGCCACACAUCUUCAGAUGUUACUUUCGAUUUUGUAAUGGUGUUUGUUUUGAUUCCGAGGUUUUCUUUUCUUCCCGUGGGAAAUACAGUGUCAUUGAACAGUGUCCUUGAUUCUAACAGUAGCGGACCCUUCUGAUUUACUGACACCACGGCUCAAUGUAUAAGGUACAAUUCCGGUUUGGGAAAUGGAGGGCGAAACUAUUGAAUGAAAGUGCCCCGGCAGUUGUAUUAUUGCUUAAGUAUAAACGUACAAAUUUGUACCCGUGAUUACUAGCAAUCAUUUGAAAGCCAUCGCUUUGUUAGCUGUUUCCAGAAUAACAGACAUAAUUACCUUUGUGGACUGAAGAUAUUAAAUAAAGAUGUAAAUAUCUACAUUCUCGAAAGGUUAAGGGUACGAGAAACUGCACGGUUUAAUGCUAGCUCAUCUUUCUUUGCCUUAUCUUUUCGCUAAGGGAAGAGACCUGAGCGCGCAGAAGACAAUAGAGCCGUUUAACAGAAGGCGGUCGCAUUCUGCAAGCUCUUGCCUUUCUCUCCUUCCACAUUUAAACAAGGAAGUGCACGACUGGACGGAGCGAUCUGGGCCUCUGUGGCGGCGCUAACUGGCCCUCCUUGGCCGGCGAACUGCACGAUGCUCAGAUGAGAGUGCUUUCCAAUCAGAUUGUUCCAAGCAGCUCCGUCUGAUUAGAGGAUUCCUUACAGUGUACCGACCUACUCGUUUAUAAAUGCGCAGCCACUUCCCACUAGAGCAUCUCAUCAUCUUCACAUCAUCUUCGUUAAUGCAAUCAUAAAUCCCAGCGAUCACUUACCUGCCGGAUUUUGUCGUCCUUUGCUUUAGUAUCUCUAAUCUGGUGUUUUAAAAACUGGAACUUUAUCGCAAAGCAAAUAAAUGAAUAAACAGUAAAGUGUUUCGGUUAUACUCUUCUCUAAACAAAGGCAAAGUUUGCGUUUGUAUAUAUAUAUAUAUAUAUAUAUUUUUGCAUUGCACAUAGGCCAAUCGCCCUCGGUUAUGUGUCACCCAGUAAUAUCUGAAAUGGCCGCAGGUAGGUGGCACACGGGUCAGACUCGGUCAGUUACAGAUGUGAAAAGGGCUCUCUAUUGUGUUUAAUCAGCAAAUCGGAGCACAGACAAAAAGCUCCCUUCGCGCGAGCUUCCCCGCUUCUUUUUAGUGAACGAAGUCUGACUGUGCAAAAUAAUAGAAGAUGACGGAUGUUUAUGCACUUAAAUUGAUCACAUCGGUUAUGAACUAAGAUGUUUUCAGAGGCUACAGCAGGGGUGUCCUGGCCAGCUUGAUCCACCAGAGUGUACCACCCGAACCGCCAAAGCGGCAAUAACAGGUGCCGGCUGGAUACCAUCUUUCAACACUGUAUUUUAGAAACAUUAAUAACGCAAAAAACAGUUUCAAGUGUGGAACUCAGGAUAUCCCACGUCUUCUUCUUUAAUUAAGAAACUUCACUCAAAUUAAAAAGACUUGUAUGGCAAAGUCACACCGUUUUUGUCGCUUCUGAUUUCGGAUGGACUUCUAAUAUUAAGAGUAAGAAAAAAAGAAGCAAUUGUUUCUGAGGGUCACUUCUUCUUUUGCCAGCUUUUUGAGACAUUCGCGGGUGGCAAUGGAAACCACGAAGCUACCCCCCUCCAGCCCCUCAUCCCCCAAUACAAGCUUUUCUGUUCCAAGUGCUGAGAAGGUGGAUGGCUUCCCACGGCGGUCCAUGCGCCGAGCCAGACAGCGCCGAUCCCACAGCUCAUCUCAGUUUCGGUAUCAGAGUUCGCAGGUGGAGCUCACCGCCCUGCCCCUCCUGAAAGAUGCCCCAGUAUCAGAGCUACACGACUUAUUUUGCAAAAAGCUACAGCAGUGCUGUGUGCUUUUUGACUUCCUCGACUGUGUAGCAGACUUAAAAGGAAAGGAGAUCAAACGGGGAGCCCUCAAUGAGCUGGUGGACUGCAUAGCUACGAACAGAGGCGUCUUAAUUGAGCCCGUCUACCCUGAGGCAAUCAAGAUGAUUUCAGUUAAUAUCUUUCGGACGUUACCACCAAGUGAAAAUCCAGAAUUUGAUCCUGAAGAGGAUGAGCCAACACUAGAGGCAUCCUGGCCCCACCUUCAGCUUGUCUAUGAAUUCUUUUUGAGAUAUCUGGAGAGUCCUGACUUCCAACCAUCGGUAGCUAAGAGGUACAUUGACCAGAAAUUUGUUUUACAGUUACUGGAGCUUUUUGACAGCGAGGACCCUCGAGAGAGAGAGUACCUUAAGACCAUCCUACAUCGGGUCUAUGGAAAGUUCUUAGGCCUGAGAGCCUAUAUUCGUAAACAGAUAAAUAACAUCUUUCUAAGGUUUAUCUAUGAGACGGAACACUUCAAUGGUGUAGCAGAACUUUUGGAAAUACUUGGAAGUAUCAUCAAUGGCUUCGCCCUUCCCCUGAAGUCAGAGCACAAGCAGUUUCUGGUACGAGUCCUCAUUCCCCUGCACACAGCCAAAUCUUUGUCAAUAUUCCACGCUCAGCUGGCUUACUGUGUGGUGCAGUUCAUGGAGAAAGAUGCAACGGUAACAGAAUAUAUUAUCCGAGGAUUGUUAAAAUAUUGGCCCAAAACCUGUACCCAGAAAGAGGUGAUGUUUUUGGGAGAAAUUGAGGAAAUACUGGAUGUUAUUGAACCAUCUCAGUUUGUGAAAAUUCAGGAGUCUCUCUUUAAACAAAUAGCAAACUGUAUCUCUAGCCCUCAUUUUCAGGUUGCAGAGCGGGCUCUGUACUUCUGGAACAAUGAAUACAUCUUGAGUCUGAUUGAAGACAACUGCCAUGUUAUCUUACCAAUCAUUUUUGGCACAUUGUACCGUGUCUCUAAAGAACACUGGAACCAGACUAUUGUCUCUCUGAUCUAUAACGUCCUGAAGACCUUCAUGGAAAUGAACAGCAAGCUAUUUGACGAUCUUACUGCAUCUUAUAAAGUAGAGAAGCAGAAGGAGCUGAAAAAGGAGAAGGAGCGCCAGAUCUUAUGGAUGAGACUGGAGAAGCUUCAGACCUUGGGCGAGGCACAGAUGAACCAACUGAACCUGCAAAUCAGCCAAAACAGUCAAAACAAUGGACAAAACAGUAAAAGUCCAAUGUGAUCUACCAGCCCUGGAACUUCCCUAGCCAUAAGGGACCCAUUUGAAACCGUUCAUUAAGAUGUUAAGUAUGUUGCUAUCCAUGAAAUGAGGCUGUUGCUCUUAUGGUACUUUACUAGCAGCUGCAUUGAUUCCACCCCCUCCUCUGUUUCAAGGUGAUUUGGGCCUGCCUUAGCCAUUGUACCUGAGUAGUGGCCAGACGAGGGGCGAUUCAAUAUUCCUGCUCAUUAGAUUAUUAAUUAACAAAAUAAUGUUUUAAAACCAUGGUUUUCUGAGCCAGCCACCAAGGAUUUGCAACGGGGCGAGUUUAUCACUGCAGUCACAUGGUCCUCCGUAUCAUAGUGUGCUUUCCAGCAGCACCAACAAUCCCUUCCUCCCAUGGUGUUUUCAGAGAAAGUCCAGAGCCCAGGACUCUACAAGUCUGGAAAUGGUGCACAGAGACAUGUGCAGCCUGAUAUCUCAUGAUAGAAGUACAAGACCCCCAAUCACUUGGAAUCUAAAGGCUAAAUUCUGCCCUUGAGUGGAGGCGAUCCACCUGUCAACCGAAUGACAUCUUCAUCAGAUAGGCUUGCACUCUUGUUAGAGUAAUUCAUGGUGAAAGAAUUGCAGUGCCACUGUAGAAUGUUAAAAAUGUGAAAAUAUGAUUUGUUGUGGAGUUCUGUUCUUGUAAGAUAAGUAUGGUAGUUUUUUUUCCAUCAGGCAGACUUGAAAUGUCUUUUAGCCUUGGAAAAUCAAAAACAGACAUAUCUAAAUGGCCUAAAAUGUCUUGCAAUACAGAUUCAGCUUAGCUCUAGUAAUAAUAUAGGCCUUUUCACUUUUAUGUCAAUAGUAUAUUACUUUCAAGGCUAUUUCCAUCCUCUUCAUAUCAGAGAGUUUUGCUUCCAUGCAGUACCAAAAAUGAUUAGAUUAGUAUAAUUCAUAUUCUUCACAUUGCCAUCAUUUUUAUGAAACUAUGUAAGGUUCAAUUUCAAACGUAAAUUAUUUAAUCUCUCUUUGUUUUACUUGGAGCUGACUUACAACAAAUACAUGAGUCAAAGGGAAAGCAACUGCAUCAGUCCAAUACAUAACGGGAUUUCUGCCUUGAUAAUGAAUCCAUGAGUGAAACCAGGCCCAGUAAAGCCAAAGUUCAGUACUUUCCUCCAUGCUGUGUCCUUAACCUAAGAAAAGCUCAAAUUGACUGGUGGCGUUAACAUCCCUUCAGUUUAUCUUAAGUUUGACUGAAUAGGAAAGUCAUGGACACACACACCAAAAAUGGUAUUUUAACAGACUUUCUUAUCAUCAAAAUUAGAUUUGCAAUUUCUUUCUGAAAAAAAAAACACUUUGAUGGUCUUCACUUAUUGCCUGUGACACACUACACCACCCAGUUAGCCCACAGAAUAAAUCUGAGUAACAGGAACAAUAAGUCCUCUGUGGCAACUGUACUGAUCAGACACCCACGGCUUAGUUACUCAUCAGAUUUCUAAAGCUAUCUGUGUCGGCAUUGUCUGCAUGGCUCAUCUUAAAAAAAUAAAAACCGUGUUCUGUUUUAGGAAGCCCUCUGCUCUCCUUAGUAAACAAUACUCUGAAAAGGACAUCUAAUAGUUUGAUUUCUUUUUUGUGUUACAUGACUUAUCCGAUCAGUCAGAGUAGUAAGAUGUCUCCCACCUUUGUCAUCAGCAUAUCUGACUCCUUGGUAUUGUACAAGGUAACAUCACAGUAGUGGUUAUAUUGCUCCUAGGCACUUCACCAAAGUAACAUAAAUUUAAGACCCCCGUUCACCAUAGACCAAGGCAAGCCUCACAGCCAGUCACACUAACCAGGAAAGGCACAAUCUAGCAGUACACAAGUCUAUUAAUAACAGUUUUGGAACCCUUGCACCUAAUCACUCCAUCACAAUGGUACAACCAGGAGCAUGUAAGGUAUUCACCCAUUCCUUUGCAAUUGGAUAUAUUAGAAUUACUCCAGAAGAUGUAACAGUUGCACCUCACUCUAAAUUGCUCUGCCUUUGGGAUGCAGUCCGUCUACUGUAUAUGAGAAUUACAUUCACCCACAUGACUCUUUGAGCAUUUCACUCCAGGUCACUUCAUUAAAGUCGCAUACAAAUGAGCCCUCUGCCACUUUUUCUACUGAACUUAGUACCUCAUUGCUCUACACUAAUUAUCGCCUCUCCUCACUGGUCAAAGGGUAGAAAGCACUUAUACUAUCAAGCUCACACACCACACACACACACACCUGUCUGAGCUUAUUGUCAAAAAGAAAAGCUCAGGCUCCCGCAAGAGUAGACUCCUCCCAGCUCAUUGCUACCCACCUUCUGUAAAUCUUCAUAGACUUUGAAAUACCAAAAAAUAAAUGCUGCUCUGGCAUAUCACUAGUUGGGGUUUGAGUCACUCACAUGCACUCUUCUUCGUAGUGAAUUGAUUAUCUGGAGUUUUUAGGCAGGGUAUCGUGUUUUUAACUGGUGGUGGAAUUUUCUGGAAAAGGUUGUCAAAUGCAGUUUUCAGCCACAGAGACAAAUGUAUUAAGAUGUAAUAUUCUGGCAAUAUGAUUCUUUUUAAAAACUACUAUUCUUUAGUUCCAGACAUUCAUGGCUUGUUUUAAAAGGCUUCUCUGAGUUCUCCUCAUUUUAGCGCCUAAUGCCUUGAGAUUGGCAAAUGUAAAUGCUUUAUAGCCUGAUAGUUGAUUGUUUCAUUUUUUCCAUGCUGUUUAGUGUUUGCUCAUCUACAGCCCCCUGUAGGGACAGUAAGCGAGAGUGUAGCCUUCCAGAAAACGUUACAUCAUUCUGUAACAAUUUCUUGUCAUCCACUGUGUGUUAUUAAAAAGCUUGGACGAUGAAGGCUAAAGAUACAUUCUGGGCGUUGGAGUUAGAAUUCUAGGAUGUGCAGCAACAAGCCAGCAUGGUGCCAAAGAUAACACUCUUGAUCUUGGCAUACUCAGUAAAUCCAUACCAUUUCCCAAGCCCACUUAAUCCUGAGCAGGGUCACAGAUACUCAGAUAUGCAAAAAGCUAACAUUCACAGUGUCCAGAAAAUACCAGCUGUACCAUAUGCAGUUUUGCCCUGAUAUCUAAGCUCUCAGACCAGAAUAUGUGUAACUUCUGGUCAACAGUAUGUAGCAUGGUGGUUCAUUCCAGCAUCAGUGCUGUACGUCCAAAAAUCUGAUAAGCACAGACUCCAUUUAGCGGGAAUAGGCAUGGGAUAUCCCCACUAAGAGCGUAGCUGAAAUAAACUGAUAAUCAUUCCAGAACUAUUGGGUUGUCAUCAUCUCCCAUAUCCAACCAAGCCAAUAAGAUGCUGCUUACUCUCCAUGGAGGACAUGCAAAACCAUCUACACAAUGUCAAAUGCACUGAUACUGAGGUAUGGAUACAGAUUACUAUGACACCAAAACAAUCAACAUUUACAAAGUAGGGCUGAGCACGCUGUCGCACCACUCUUUGUAAUGAGGUGCUAUACUGUAUUUAUUUUUUAUUUAUUUAUUUAUUAUGUUUUUGGAGCAUAAGCCAGUCAUUAAAAACUCAGUUAAAUUAUUUCAGUACAGUGAAUGAUCAUGAUAAAAUGGAGUGAUUUGGUAUUGGGGAAAAGGUUUAUGUGCACUUUUAUCGAGAAAAGAUAUCAGUGACACAAAAGAAUAAAGUGAAGAGUUCAGUCUUAUAAACAUAUAUAGAUAUUAAGUCUUAAAUUACAGCAAUAUCUCUUCAUUAUCAGGUAUAUUCUUGUACAUCAUUCUAGCUUCACUUGGAACAGGUUUCAUUUGUGAAUUUAGUGCAGCUCAUCUACUACCCUAUGGCUUGGUGCUUAACAGUUCACAACAUGUUGAGACUUUUGCAGUGAUUUCUACGUUGUAAAUUUGCAAUAAUUAUGUUAUUUUCAUUACAUGUUACUUUAAAAUUGUUUAGCGCAGUGUUUCUCAACCUUUUUGGUGUUGUGACCUGGGGGGGUGGUCACCCUUGGUGAUUCAAAUAUGGGGGCACAUUUGAUGAGUUGACUCAACCGUUUAAACGAGUGUGAUCAUUGGAGCAGUGGCCCACCAUGACUCACUAUCAUUAUAAACGAUAGCAGCUUACGAUUCACCAGUCGUUGGCAACCUGCACCUCAGUGGGUUGCAGUCUAUUGGGUUGAGAAAUACUGGUUUAGCAGACCAACAAGCUAACUGUAAUGCCUCCAUCUUACUUUUUUCUGCUUUUAAAUUGAGCAAUUGUAUGUCCCAAGGUAUAGGUGUUGACAUUAUGCAGCACCCAGUUUGCUAAUACAUGUGCGUUGUUGAUCUGCUUACCAUCCGUUCGUUUCAGGCUAAGCUGGUAUUUUAAUUUAAAAUCUCCAAUCUUUCAUUACUAGCAAAUUGCAAUUCUAAAUUGUCCUCUGGACAUCCACUUCAUUAAACUUUUAUUUGCAUAAUGUUUUUAAUGGUUAUGCCUUUUUCAGGUCUUAUGUGUCACAUUUUGCUGUAAGGGGUACGAAGCAGUUGUAGGAACACCCAUCCAUCUUUGCCCAAGGUUUUAUAACUGUUAUCACAAUAUGGUGAUUGCUUGUUUAUUAGACCAGUUCAUUGUGAUUAAGAACAUAAAGAAGCAGCAGAUUUUGUUCUGUGUGUUUGUGGGUGUUUUGUUUAAUAUUCUACAAACAGAUGUAUUCCCUUAAUGAGUGGAAAAGAUUGAUCCAAAUGCAAAAAAAAAAAUCAGAAA
This is a messenger RNA of Erpetoichthys calabaricus (reedfish), 8748 nucleotides long. It is a transcript of the gene ppp2r5b, whose product is annotated as protein phosphatase 2, regulatory subunit B', beta. The record is from RefSeq and is a predicted model, not a curated record. Gene Ontology annotation, cellular component: protein phosphatase type 2A complex; nucleus; cytosol. The transcript is spliced from 13 exons. Gene Ontology annotation, molecular function: protein phosphatase activator activity. Bases 2607 to 4094 code for a protein of 495 amino acids. NCBI's taxonomy places the organism in Eukaryota, Metazoa, Chordata, Cladistia, Polypteriformes, Polypteridae. Gene Ontology annotation, biological process: signal transduction; protein dephosphorylation.